CGUGCUUAAAGCUUUGUCCUCGUUAUUUCAAGUGAGCGCUGAGGGGGAGAGGAGAGCGAGCUAGGUGUCUCGUGCGGAUUUCACUGACACAAGGCGCACGGAGGACUUUGCAAUUAAACUGUGCUUAUUUGUACAUAGUUUUUGUCAGAUUUACACAGAAAAGAAAGAGAGAGAGAAAAAGAAGUGCCUGGAGAGAAGGGGGGGAGGAAUAACCUAAACGCAACACGUAUCCGGUGGGAUCUCACUCCUGAGAGAAGCGGCAGGAGUUGGAGCGAAGGGUGCAAGGAAAGCGAAAGGGCGAAAGAAGAAGAAGAAGAAGAGGGGAAAGAUUUGACAUUUCGCUCGUAACAACGCGUUUGAAUUAAUAAAGAGGAAUAAUGAGAAACGUUUGGAUAAUUUUGACCCUCGGGCUGACCGUCUUCCUCUCCGGGGAAAGGAUAGCAGACGCAGCCAAGCCUUCCUCUCAGGCUGAUGACUUGUACCUAGAUGACACAGGAUCAGGAGGUUACUACCCUGAAGAUGAUGAUGACUUUAACUCAGGGUCUGGCUCAGGUGGAGGGGAAGAUGUGGUGGAGGAAACAGUGACUGUCACUAUGGUUUAUAUGGAGCCCAACGCAGCAGAACCCACCCAGGACUCCACCAAAGAUUUCACCCCCAGGGUGGAGACAGCCACGGUCAGGGAAAAGGCCAGGGACAUCACACCCAGGAAACCAUUCAGAACAGAGGCACCAGUGCCAGUUACAGAGGACAUGCCGAGAAACCAGCUUACUAGUACGACUAGUGCUCCCGGCUCACCCCAGGAGGCCAUUGAGGUCCGCACUGAAAACCUCUUCCAGAGGACAGAGGUGUUGGCAGCUGUUAUUGCAGGCGGCGUGAUCGGCUUCCUGUUUGCCAUCUUCCUCAUCCUCCUCCUGGUCUACCGCAUGAGGAAGAAGGAUGAGGGCAGCUAUGAUCUGGGAGAGAGGAAACCCUCCGGCGCAGCCUAUCAGAAGGCCCCAACCAAGGAGUUUUAUGCAUAAAAAAACCCUCCCGUCAUCAGAUCAGCAAAACGGCGAGUGACUGUCGAAAACACAGUCCCCGACAACAGCAAACCUGUUCAAACACGAACAACAAGAAACAACAACAAAACGUUUUCGAGUUGAUUAAGGAAAAUAGCAUAAAGGAAAGCUUUUGCAUAGAGUAUUGUUAUUAAGACCGUUUCUUUCUUUAAAAAAAAAAAAAAAA
Perca fluviatilis (European perch) is the source of this 1224-nucleotide messenger RNA. RefSeq names its product syndecan 2 (gene sdc2). Bases 378 to 1019 code for a protein of 213 amino acids. Lineage: Eukaryota; Metazoa; Chordata; Actinopteri; Perciformes; Percidae. Gene Ontology annotation, cellular component: membrane; cell surface. The record is from RefSeq and is a predicted model, not a curated record. The transcript has 5 exons. Gene Ontology annotation, biological process: cell migration.